AUGGUUCAACUCUCACGAUACAACAUAGCCGUCUCACUCGCAGUGUGCCUUGGAGGAAUCACCUAUGGCUUCGCAUUCGCUGUCUUUCCGGCCGUACUGGGGCAACCUGGAUUUUACAGCUAUUUCAAUCUCGAUCCUAAUUCCGAACACACCGCAAGCAUCCAAGGCGCAGUGAAUGCUCUGUUCUCUACCGGGGCCUCGUUUGGCGCCUUGGUCCAAGCCCCUCUGGCAGACUGGCUCGGAAGAAGACAUGCUAUGCUCACUGGAGCCAUAUUCGCUGCAGUGGGCGGCGCGUUGGCGUCAGGAAGUAUUCACUUGGCCAUGCUGAUUAUCGCUCGCUUCCUUCAAGGAUUCGGUUUCUUUGGCAAUCGCCGUUGGAACCUACAAAUCAACGAACCCCAGCGUCCAGUGGCGUCUACCAUUAGCAUUGGCCUGCAAAGUCCACGAUACCUGAUCUGGGCCGGAAAGACUGAAGAUGCUUGGGACGUGCUUCGAAGGCUACAUCGCGAUCCAGCGGACGACACGGACAAGGAAGCGCAAGAAGAAUAUUUCCAGAUAAUCGCUCAGGUCGCGCUCGAAAAGCAACAGGACACAUCAUAUGCGAAUCUGCCCCGGCAACCAUCGUUGCGAAAACGCUGCAUCAUCGUCAUCCUCUUGGGUUUUGCCACCCAAUCCACCGGAGCAAUCCCUAUAUUCAACAGUCUAGGCGUCAUCGGUGUGCAGCCCCUCGUGUAUCUUGUGAUAUACAGUGUUUGCGGCAACACGUCAGCAUGGGUCAACGCCUUCGUUGUGGACCGUGUUGGCCGGAGACGUAUGCUUCUCCUUGGAUUCCCUGCGGUCGCUGUCGUGCUCUUGAUCGAGGGCGUUUUGCAAUCACAAUACCUGGGAAGCUCUAAUCAUCCUGGCCAGGUGGCGUGCUUGGUCUUCAUUUUUCUCUUCAUCGUGUGCUACCAAAUCAGCGAAGCUCCCAUCUUCAUCUGGGCCGCGGAAGUGUUCCCCAUCGCCUACCGAUCCACGGGCAUUGGCCUCAACUUCUUCGGCUACUCUGUGGGUGCGAUUGUUUGGACGGCUCCCGCCGGGCUUGCUUUCAAAGAAAUUCAUUCUAGUGCCAGCCCUGGACAAGACUCUGUACCUCAAGAUGUUACUCCUCCGCAGAGCUGGGAGGCGAGUGGCUUCGAAUCCACAAUUGACGACAGUAUGCCAACGCAGAACGACACCACGGCCACCACCGCAGAGCUCUACGUAGAUAUAGGAGAGUCCGCAUUACUAUCGGACGCAAUGCUGCCGACGCACAAUAUUUUCGGGCAGAUACGUGGAUUUGUUGAGACGGCCGACCCUCAGCGAAGAUAUGCAUGGGAGCAUCUCGGGGUCUCCUUCGAAAUAUACAAGUGUCUCAUUGAGUUGUACUUCGAGAACAUGUCGACCUUCUCGCUAUUUCAUAAGCCAACGUUCAUGACCAUGAUCCAUGACCACGAGCCGCAAGUCGAGACGGCAGCUUUGACUGCCGCCAUGUUCAUCUUCGCCAGGCGAUUCUGGGACGAAGGUUCCAGAACACACAGCCCUGCGUUACUUGACAGUGGCAUUGCAACGGUGCCCACCACCGCGGCAUUCCAUGGGAUGGCCCGACGGCUGGCUACAGACUGUCUAGCUAAACACGAGUCGGAACCCCCGCCUCUGUGUAUUCUGCAAGCACUCAUUCUCAUUGCAUUCCAUGAACUCGCUCGAGAUGUCCGUGGCGUGGCCUGGAGAUCGCUUGGAGAAUGUGUGCGACUCACAUACGAGAUGGAACUGCAUCUCCUCGAUGCCUACAAGGCCAAUCACGAAGCUGCUACGAGAGAAGACCUUUCCCUCCAAAUGAUCCUCGAUGAGGAGCGAAGAAGAGCUUUUUGGGCUGUUUGGGAACUCGAUGUCUUCGGAAGUACGGUCCGGCGGAUGCCCAAUGGCUUGGAUGCGACUCACGUACAGACACUGCUACCAAUCUCGGAUGGCGCAUGGUUCUCCAGCAGAGCCGAGGAGAGUUGUCACCUGAGCCUCGAACCUUGCGAAUGCAUCAGGUUGCUGGAGCAAUCGGGCAAUUCUUCUGGAAGGCCUGGUACAUCGUAUUGA
Molecule: messenger RNA, 2106 nt
Organism: Zasmidium cellare ATCC 36951
Lineage: Eukaryota; Fungi; Ascomycota; Dothideomycetes; Mycosphaerellales; Mycosphaerellaceae
Exons: 10
Coding region: 1-2106 (701 amino acids)
Biological process (GO): carbohydrate transport; transmembrane transport; DNA-templated transcription
Cellular component (GO): membrane
Molecular function (GO): DNA binding; carbohydrate:proton symporter activity; zinc ion binding
Source: RefSeq, a predicted model, not a curated record